AUGGAAAACUCUGUUCAGGAAAAAAUGGACAGUUCAAGUUCCACUAUUGAAUUCAAAGUUCCAGCACCUGUAAACACAAAACCACCAGAGUCGAUACCUCCAGUUCCUUAUGAAAAACCCGAUUGGAGUGAUAUAUCAAAAAUUGAUUAUGGUUUUGAGGUUAUAAAGGGUGGGCUUAGCGUGGAAACAAUAGAUCUUUCAUCUAAAGAAUUUUUGGUUCUUGGACGAUUGCCGGUGUGUGAUUUAUCAAUGGAACAUCCUUCAAUUUCUAGAUAUCAUGCUAUAAUUCAAUUUAAUAAUAAAGGCGAUAUUUUUAUAUACGACUUAGAUAGUGCACAUGGAACUAGAGUAAACAAACAACGAAUAUCAUCACGGAAUUAUAUUCGACUUCGUGUUGGUGAUCAGAUAAAGUUUGGCGAAAGUACACGAACAUAUGUUUUGUUGGGUCCAGAAGAAGAACAGACACAACAGACGAUUAAACCUCCACCAAAGCCAACACUUGAAACUACAGGCGUUACUUGGGGUUUUGCAGAAGACGCCGAUGAUGAAGGCGAGCCUUUGGUAGCUGUAGCAAAAGAAUCUUGGAAACGCGACGAAAAUGCUUAUUAUUAUAAAGAUCCAAAAAAAGCAUUAAGAAAUUGGCUUGAGAAUCGGGGUUAUGAUAUGGAGUUUGAAAGUGAACAAGAAGGGCCAGGUCAUGCACGAACUUUUACUUCUCGCAUUCAAUUGCCUGAUGUUGAAGAUGCAUAUGGUCCUGUUUAUGGUAUAGGAACUGGAUCAAAGAAACGAGAUGCAGAUAGGCAAGCAGCAAUUGAUGCUUGUGAAAAAUUGGAUAUGUUAGGCCUUUUGCGCGGAGGGCAAGAAGAAGCUGGAAAAAAAAGACUUCAGCAUUUGUUAGAUGUUGAAGAUGACGAUGACGAUAGCUUUUAUGAUCGAACUGGUCAAAAAGACAGAUUAAAAUCAAAAAAACCUCAGAUGCAAAAAGUUGAGACCUAUGAAUCUUUAAUAAAACAACGAGAAGAGCUCAUGAUUAAUAUUGAAGAAAUACGAAAUAAGAUACAUAAGGCUGCUGAAUCUGAAACAUCAAAAACCAUAACUCUUACCGAUGAUGAUUUGGAUAGUUACAUGGAUAUAAUUAGAAACGAAAUUAAAGAUGAAUCUACUGCUAAUUUAGAGACAAAACUACAAGACUUGUUAAAGCAAGAACAACGUCUUGCCCGACUUAUCGAAAUUACAAAACCUCCCGAUAUUAUGCAACAUGAUAAUAGUUCAUCAGCUGUAAAAAAUUUACAGCCUAUCAACGAUGAACAAGAAUUAUCAAAUGUUAAAGAAAAUUUGGAAUCCGUACAGACAAAAAGUAUCGAAAUAUCACCAAUAAUAGAUUCAGAAAUACAAGAACCAACAGUCUCCCCACAAUUAAUAGAGUCAACUGACCCUGAAAAAUCAGAUGAAGGAGUGACGUCGAUGAUUCCUAAGAAAAGAGAAAUUUCCCAAGAAGAUUUGGCUAUUGAUAGUGAAAAAGGAAAAAAAAUUAAAGCGUUGAUACCAAUGACACCACAUGAAUAUGAAGAACAACAAAGAAAGGCUCAAGAAUUGAAUGAGCUCGAAAUUGAAGAUGUAACAAUUUGGGAACCACCUCAGGGACAAACAGGCGAUGGUCGAACAUCAUUAAAUGACAAAUACGGUUAUUGA
Dentiscutata heterogama is the source of this 1692-nucleotide messenger RNA. Lineage: Eukaryota; Fungi; Glomeromycota; Glomeromycetes; Diversisporales; Gigasporaceae. The record is from the annotation of a GenBank genome assembly.